Molecule: messenger RNA, 373 nt
Organism: Closterium sp. Naga37s-1
Lineage: Eukaryota; Viridiplantae; Streptophyta; Zygnematophyceae; Desmidiales; Closteriaceae
Source: the annotation of a GenBank genome assembly
GCCUCGAAUGGCAAUACCGUGACAAGCAUGCUCAACACAACCAUCUAUGCUCUGAACCCCCUCAACUAUAGCUCCGAUUAUUUCAAAUUUAUGAGCUGCAUGCCGGCCGGCGCAUACGGCGCGAACAAUAGGUCAGUUCCCAAGGGUCUCGCGAACGACACCGACGCCAAGUAUGACGGCACGCAGUACGCGUACGGUCGCAUCAUUCGCAGCGAGAAGCUUGUCGCGAACGCCAAGAAUCAGACGGUCAACAGCAAGUCCAAGGCAGACACUGAUCUCAACGACAUCUCCGUCGUUCUCUUCCCGGGAACCGUCCAGCUCACCGACACGGGUGCCACCGCACCCAUCGGCUGGAACAACCCUGACAGUCCAG